Messenger RNA from Phasianus colchicus (ring-necked pheasant), 1423 nucleotides. It is a transcript of the gene LIPH, whose product is annotated as lipase H. Lineage: Eukaryota; Metazoa; Chordata; Aves; Galliformes; Phasianidae. Gene Ontology annotation, biological process: lipid catabolic process. Gene Ontology annotation, molecular function: glycerophospholipase activity. The record is from RefSeq and is a predicted model, not a curated record.
AUGCUGAGGCUGUGUGUCACGUUCUUCUGCCUUUUGUAUGGGGUGAAAACAGACCCCAAGGAGACAUGUCCUGCUUUCACCGUGCUCAGCUUCAGCAGCUCCUUGAUAGGGACCGACCUGGAAGUGAAGCUGAUGCUGUACACCAGGCAGAACGAAGACUGCGCUGAAGAGCUCAAUUCAACAGCCUCCAAGUAUCUAGAUCUGACCAAGAAAACCACCUUCAUUAUCCAUGGAUACCGGCCCACAGGCUCUGCCCCGGUCUGGAUCACUGACCUGGUGCAUCUCCUGCUUUCUGUAGAGGACAUGAAUGUCAUCGUUGUGGACUGGAACCGGGGGGCAACUACUAUCAUCUACAGCAAUGCUUCCAGAAAUGGCAAAAAGGUUGCUGAGAUCCUGAAGAAAUUUAUGGAUGAAAUGUUGAUUAACGGCGCGUCCCUUGAGUCCAUUCACAUGAUAGGAGUAAGCCUGGGAGCACACAUCUCCGGCCUUGUGGGACAGAUGUUUGGUGGGCAGCUGGGCAGGAUCACAGGCCUCGACCCAGCGGGCCCCCUGUACAGAGGAAAGCCACCCAGUGAGAGGUUGGACCCUAGUGAUGCACAGUUUGUUGAUGUCAUCCACUCGGACACCGACGGACUGGGCUACGCAGACGCCCUUGGCCACAUUGACUUCUACCCCAAUGGUGGCACCGACCAGCCAGGCUGCCCACUGACAGUAUUUGCUGGAUUGAAGUACUUUAAAUGUGACCACCAGAGGUCUGUUUUCCUGUUCAUGGCAUCCCUGAAAAAGAGCUGCAAUAUCACAACAUACCCAUGUGAGUCAUACAGGAGCUACAGGAGGGGGAAAUGUACCAGCUGCGAAACCUUCCAACCCAUGCCUUGCCCCAUCCUAGGCUAUUACGCUCACGAGUGGAAAAGCCAUUUAACACAGCAGAGCCACCCAGUGACAACCAUGUAUUUUGAUACCGCGGACGAAGAGCCAUUUUGCUUGUACCACUACUUCGUGGACAUCGUUACGUGGAACAAAGGCACCAGGAGAGGCACGCUCAGCGUGGUGUUAGCUGAUGGCACUGGGAAGAAGGCAGAAUCCAAAGUUAACCCCGUAGCUGCAGCCUUCCAGCAGUACAACCACGUCAGUUUGCUCGUUGGAUUCAACCAGGAUUUUGAAAACGUAAAAAGGAUUUCCGUGACGUUUUCCACAGGAUCUGUCAUUGGUCCCAAAUUCAAACUCAGGAUUCUCCAAAUGAGGUUCCGGUCACUCACAAACCCAGAAAGGCCGCCGCUGUGCCGGUACGACGUGGUGCUGACAGAGAACGCGGAGCGCAGCUUCAGACCCAUCCCGUGCGGCGAGCGGCGGCGAGGAGCAGCAGCAGCAGCAGCGGCGGCGGCGGUGACAGCGGGCGGCUGAGAGCUGUCGCGUCCCGCGG